CAGAACUUCUGCAAGUGAAGAUGUGCAGCUGUUAAACAAAUCAUGAGGGACGCCGCUCCAGAAUGACUGACUCACCCAGCUCGUCCAGCGGCUUGGAGGUCCUGCUGUCCACCCUGCAGAAUGCUGGAGAUGUGGAAAGCACACUGAACAUUCUCAGUGUUCUAGAUGAGCUUCUGUCGGCUGGCACAGAUCGUCGCAUCUACUACAUGAUCAGUAAAGGAGGAAGCGAGGCUCUGCUCACUGCACUAGUCAACACAGCCCGCUGCUUCAGUCCCAACUACACCAUUCUUCUCCCCCUGCUGCAUCUGCUGGCCAAAGUGGGACACAGAGAUCGCCGGAUUGGGAUGAAGGCAGAAGAUGCUGGUGCUGUUGUCCUGACUUUAAAUCUGCUUAAACAAAAUCUCAAAAAUGCCAAACGAGCUGCUGCCUGCCUCUGGGUUAUUCAAGUGUUUGCUUCUUCAGUGUCUACAGCAAACCUGAUUGGAGAAAACUGUGGACUAGAUGUCAUAUAUCGCCUCAUCCCGCAUUAUACCACUAAGAACCUUCACACUAUCAAGGCAGCCAUUAAUGCUUUUGCGGCUGUGCUCUGCACAAAGGCUAACGUCUGCCUGGUGGUAUCUAAAGGCUACAUCUCUGGACUCUUGCGGCUUUACGAAGACUGGCACUGCAAGGAUACUCAUCAUGUUGCCAUAGCAAUCCGCCAUGCGCUGCUGCGUUGCCUUCAUAAGGUCACUUACAGUACUGCAGGCAGAGAGGCAUUCUUUUCACUCGGAGGCCUCCGCCUCAUCUACCAAACAACACAGACAUGUUUGAUGAAUAAAGCUCUCUCCUGUCUCGUGGAGCCCUCAGUUCAGCUCAUGAGAAAAUGUCUGCCUAAAACCCGCCUUCCUCUGACCUCAGAUCUGUCUGCAUACUCCUUUCCAAUACCAGGACGACCCCGCUCUGACCUUCAUGUCAACAUUGCAUUCGGUGACAGCUGUGGGGACAGCGACGAAGAGGAACCUGAGAAAAAUCAGGAGACUGAAAACAAUAACUUUGAUGAAGAUUUGGAGAUUGAUCUGAAUAAACUACGCCAUCGGCCUGAGCCAGACAGACCUAAAGAGGCCCUAGCACAGUACAACGUUUUUUGCCCUGAGCUCUACCAUGACUUUCAGGCACAACAACAGUUUGCUCUAGAGGCACUGCUGCUGCCCCACUACAACACCUGGUAUUCUCAGUGGUAUGUCAUCCCAGAGCUAGAUUUGGGUUCAGAAACAGAGAAAAGUUCAGCAGCAUCUUCAUCAGAUGAGGAAGAUGAGCUCUGCUACAGCUCUUCACCUCACGGCUCUCAAAUACAUGGGACUGAUCCAUUCCAGGGGAAAUACUCUAAAGGUGCUGCACAAUCAGAUUCUCGUGAUUUUCACAUUCGCUCCACUGUCCUUGGCACCAGUCCUAGUUUUAGAACUACGCCAAAAGACUCAAGGGGAGACAACUUCCUGCAUCAAAAUGGCCAUGGUCAUAAUGACGAAGAGGAGACAGGAGAUGAGAGCUGCCAUCAGACCAUCAUAGAUCGAUUACUGGAGAGAAAUGCCUCAUGUAUCCCUCACCACGACCCCAAGCUGUACCGCUCUGCUGCCUCCAAAACCAAGUCCAUUCCUGACUUCAACAUCCUGGGCUUUCCUGACUUCUGGGGUCACCUUCCACCACAAGGACACGAAACGAUGGCUCCACGUAAACCCAAUGUGCAGAGGCAGAAAGUGUUGGAGGAUGUCCAGCGCUUCCUGAAUAAAGAUGACAUCAUCAACAAGGUUAUUUUUGACGUGAACGACAGCAGUCUGCAGUGCCCAUCUGACAGCACAGAGUCGCUCAAGUUCUUCUCCAAGUUUGAAUGUGGAAACCUCCGGAAAGCUGUUCAGGUCCGCAGAUAUGAAUAUGAUCUGAUUCUGAACGCUGAUGUGAACAGCUGUCAGAACAGUCAGUGGUUUUACUUUGAGGUCAGUAACAUGGAACCAGGUGUGCCCUACCGCUUCAACAUCAUCAACUGUGAAAAGACCAACAGCCAGUUCAACUAUGGCAUGCAGCCAGUCCUGUAUUCUGUGAGAGAGGCUCUAGAAGGUCGACCUCACUGGGUUCGAACUGGAACUGAAAUCUGCUACUACAGAAACCACUUUUGCCCUGUACGAGGCAGUAAGACUGCCAAUUUUUAUACACUGACAUUUAGCGUCACGUUCAAACACAGUGAGGACGUGUGCUACCUGGCCUACCACUAUCCAUACUCAUACUCUGCACUGAAGGCCCAUCUCAAGGUGCUGCAAAAGUCAGUGGAUCCUGCCAAAGUGUUUUUCCGGCAGCAGACUCUGUGUGGGUCUUUGGCAGAAAACUCUUGUCCACUGGUCACGAUCACUGCCUGUCCGGCCAGUCGGGGAUGGAAGGACCUACAUCAGCUACGUAAUCGCACCUACAUUGUGCUGACUGGAAGGGUCCAUCCUGGUGAGUCCAAUGCCAGCUGGGUUAUGAAGGGCACGCUGGAGUUCCUCUGCAGUAAUGACCCAGUAGCCCAGAGUUUAAGGGAAACGUUUGUCUUUAAGAUCAUCCCAAUAUUGAACCCGGAUGGCGUCAUCAACGGCACAAACCGCUGUAAUCUGAACAGUGAGGAUCUGAACCGACAAUGGUCUAAACCCGACCCAGUCCUCAGUCCAACCAUCUACCACACCAAGGGAUUUCUCUAUUAUCUCAACAGCAUAGGAAGGACACCUCUGGUGUACUGUGACUACCACGGUCACUCGAGGAAGAAGAAUGUGUUUUUGUACGGCUGCAGUGUGAAGGAGACGCUGUGGCAGUCUGCGGUGGACACUGUGGGUGUGAAGGAGGACCCUGGCUACAGGACCAUUCCAAAGACCUUGGACCGUAUAGCUCCUGCGUUUUCAUUCAACAGCUGCAACUACCUGGUGGAGAAAUCUCGCUCAGCCACGGCCAGAGUGGUGGUCUGGAGGGAGAUUGGUGUACUCAGAAGUUACACCAUGGAGAGCACCUACAACGGCUGUGACCAGGGAAUAUACAAGGGCUUACAGUUGGGAACCAAAGAGCUGCAGGAAAUGGGGCUCAAGUUCUGCCACAGUUUGCUGUCAGUUUCCAAAGACGUGAAGACCCUCUACAGCAGGAGACUCAUCAAUCACAUAGACCUGGACCAUAACACUCUGGACCACACGUCCAAUGACUGUUAUGAAGACGAUGAGCCUCCAUGCGUCGAGGAAAUUGAAUAUUUCAAAGACUGUCCCACUCUAAAAGGAGCUGACCUAGACUCAGACGUCAACAACAACAUGGAGUGCUCCGAUGAAGACGACGAGUGUGAGGAAGAGCACCAGAGGAAUAGUUUCAGCCCGUCUCACCAGAACAGCAUGAAGACCAGGCUCUACCACCUCAUCUCACAGACCUCCAUCGGGACAGAGUGA
Molecule: messenger RNA, 3431 nt
Organism: Boleophthalmus pectinirostris (great blue-spotted mudskipper)
Lineage: Eukaryota; Metazoa; Chordata; Actinopteri; Gobiiformes; Gobiidae
Product: cytosolic carboxypeptidase 4
Exons: 28
Coding region: 63-3431 (1122 amino acids)
Biological process (GO): protein side chain deglutamylation; C-terminal protein deglutamylation; proteolysis
Molecular function (GO): zinc ion binding; metallocarboxypeptidase activity
Source: RefSeq, a predicted model, not a curated record